AUGAUCGAGGACGAGCACGAGGGAGAAGCACACGACGUUGGACCUGAAGCGGAACAAGACAAAUAUGUAAUAGUUGAUUUUGAAUAUGAAGAGCUUAACCAGGAGUUAGACAAAGAGAAGGGAGUAGAAGAGGCACGUAGUGAACUCCACCUGUCGGAAGCCCCGUCAAAUUACCGCACGGUUCAAAGGGUUGAUACAAACUAUCUACGCUCUCUCGAGGAGACAAUUAUCAGCCUCAAGCUUCAACUUAUUACGGCCAAGGCAAGGGUUGUACGAGCCGAGCAAAGGAUAGAGGUAAUCACCCAAGAGGCGGAUGAACUAGCUGAACUCCUGAUACGUGAGCUCGACGAUUGA
Lactuca saligna is the source of this 354-nucleotide messenger RNA. Lineage: Eukaryota; Viridiplantae; Streptophyta; Magnoliopsida; Asterales; Asteraceae. The record is from the annotation of a GenBank genome assembly.